AUGGCACAAGUCAACGAGCCGUUUUACGUACGGUACUAUAGCGGUCAUACUGGUCGAUUUGGACAUGAAUUUCUGGAAUUUGACUUCCGCGUGGUGGGAGACGGACGAAGUGCGACUGCUCGAUAUGCCAACAACUCUAAUUAUCGAAACGACGCGCUCAUCCGAAAAGAGAUGUGCGUCAGCUCCUUGAUGAUAUCGGAGAUGAAGAGAAUUAUCAAAGAAAGCGAGAUCAUGAAGGAAGAUGAUACGAAAUGGCCUCAGAAGAAUAAGGAUGGUAAACAGGAGCUUGAAAUCAGGCUGGGAAACGAGCACAUCUCAUUCGAGACUGCGAAAAUUGGCUCUCUGGUGGAUGUCACUGAAUCUGCCGACCCGGAGGGGCUGCGUGUGUUCUACUAUCUUGUGCAAGAUCUCAAGGCGCUCGUUUUCUCUCUGAUUGCGCUACACUUCAAGGUCAGAUGCCCUGAUCCGUCUGUUGCCCAAAUCUGCUAA
Messenger RNA from Endocarpon pusillum Z07020, 489 nucleotides. RefSeq lists its product as uncharacterized. Gene Ontology annotation, biological process: RNA splicing. NCBI's taxonomy places the organism in Eukaryota, Fungi, Ascomycota, Eurotiomycetes, Verrucariales, Verrucariaceae. The coding region runs from base 1 to 489 and encodes 162 amino acids. The transcript has 4 exons. Gene Ontology annotation, cellular component: exon-exon junction complex; nucleus. The record is from RefSeq and is a predicted model, not a curated record.